This is a messenger RNA of Morchella importuna, 234 nucleotides long. RefSeq lists its product as uncharacterized. The record is from RefSeq and is a predicted model, not a curated record. Lineage: Eukaryota; Fungi; Ascomycota; Pezizomycetes; Pezizales; Morchellaceae. The transcript has 2 exons. Bases 1 to 234 code for a protein of 77 amino acids.
AUGAAAUCACAAAUACUUGAAAGAAAGACGGGGCACGAGACGGGUCAUGUAGGGCUCAGGAGAGAGAAACGCAGGAACAUUCCCAGAAAACGAUCCCCGAGAUCUGUGGUUGCGAAGGGACCAGGGACCGGAACCCUGUUAGCGCCCAACUCAAACGCAGUCAAGCUUUCUGAUACACGCCCCCAGACGCCCCCAGACACCAACAAGACGUCGCUCCUGAACUGCGGGCCCUGA